This is a messenger RNA of Alnus glutinosa, 1273 nucleotides long. Its product is annotated as copper chaperone for superoxide dismutase, chloroplastic/cytosolic. NCBI's taxonomy places the organism in Eukaryota, Viridiplantae, Streptophyta, Magnoliopsida, Fagales, Betulaceae. Gene Ontology annotation, biological process: removal of superoxide radicals. Gene Ontology annotation, molecular function: superoxide dismutase activity; copper ion binding. The transcript is spliced from 6 exons. The coding region runs from base 54 to 1007 and encodes 317 amino acids. The record is from RefSeq and is a predicted model, not a curated record.
ACAUAAACAAGAAAAGUGAAGUGAAUCUAAAACGAGGAGCUGAGAAUAAAAGCAUGGCAUUUCUCAGGUCAGUGGCCACAACAACCACUGCCAUAGCAGCCUUUGCUCUCUCCUCUACCUCUUCCUCUCAAUCUUCUCAGUUCCCCAAAACCAAAAACCUCUCCUUUUCCUCCCCACCAACAAACCCAACCCCAACUCGGUUUGGCCUCGUCAAGAGUUUCGCUGACAAGCCCUCGGUUCUCCACAUGGACGCCCCCACAUCUGACCUCAAAGCCACCUCUCAGGGUGAUGCUGUCUUGCCAGAGCUACUGACAGAGUACAUGGUGGAUAUGAAAUGUGAGGGUUGUGUCAACGCUGUCAAGAAUAAGUUACAGGCUGUUAAUGGGAUAAAAAAUGUUGAGGUGGACUUGAGCAAUCAAGUGGUGAGGAUUCUUGGUUCAACGCCUGUGAAGACCAUGACUGAAGCUUUAGAGCAGACGGGCCGAAAAGCCCGAUUAAUUGGGCAAGGGGUUCCUGAAGAUUUUUUAAUUUCUGCUGCUGUUGCGGAAUUCAAAGGUCCAGAGAUUUUUGGCGUGGCUCGCUUGGCUCAGGUGAAUAUGGAAUUGGCUAGGAUUGAAGCCAACUUUAGUGGGUUGUCUCCUGGAAAACAUGGUUGGUCUAUUAAUGAAUUUGGAGAUCUGACAAGAGGUGGAGCAAGCACUGGAAAAGUGUUUAAUCCAGAAAAUGGAGGAAAAGCAGAAAAGCCGCUUGGCGACCUGGGAACAUUAUAUGCUGAUGAGAAAGGUGAGGCCUUCUUCUCAGGCAUCAAAGAGAAGCUGAGGAUUGCAGAUCUCAUUGGGCGAUCUAUAGUGAUACAUGGAACUGAAGAUAAAUCAGAUCCAGGCUUAACAGCUGCAGUAAUUGCUAGAAGUGCCGGGGUUGGUGAGAACUACAAAAAGAUCUGUACUUGUGAUGGAACCACCAUAUGGGAAUCAAGUGACACAGAUUUUGCAAUCAGCAAGGUUUGAAAUCACAAGUAAAACCCUACACAUACUUCAGCUAAAUAUCAUAGGCGCCUCAGACUCCUGGUGAAGAGAUUGUAGUUUUCAUAAUCUUGUGUGUUCUAAUAAUUGGAAGUUUUUGUCUGUAAGAAACAAAGACAGCAUUACAUCUACUGAAUGAUAAGAGCACAAGGCCUCUUCUUUUGUAGUCUCAGUUAUGGGCAAGCUGCUGAAAUAGGGCUAUGGCGCAUUCACAUUUGGUGAAGUACUUGGAUCUAGAUCUUGUUUACUUC